GCCAAGUUCUCCAAGCUGCUUUAGCAGGAGCUGUGAAUUGCGUCCCUCGGGAGAUGUGCAUUUCACACUUGCCCAGAAGUUGUAGAGAAUAGUUUCAUCAACAGGUCGGUGCCUGCCGAUGUCAUUAAGGGCGGAGUUUUUCUUGAUUUAGACCUGGGAAAUCUUAAAAUAAGCUUUUUCCUCUUCACUCUUCAUUAAGGUUAUGCUUUCUCAAAUUUGUGUAGUCUUUGAAUAGCUGGUAGGAACUAAUGCUUCUGAAGAUGACAGAGAGUACAGUACCAUAGUUUGUCGCUGUUGCUUAGAGACUUACUCUCCGUGUGUGUAAACAAAGAUAACAUAAUAGCAAACAUUGCAUGAAAUGAGCUUUCAUACCUGAAAAUAGCUUUAAACUUUAUUUCCAGUUCUUUAGUUGUUUUACAGUGUAUUGCACGGCAUUACUUGACGCUGUGUCCCACUGGUAGCUUUUUUGUGUGUGAUUAACUUAGUUUUUAAGGUAACUAUAAAAAAUUAACUACUUUGACUUUUCUGUCAUGAUUCAUAUUUACCUUCAUGCUAACAAGAGUGAUGAAAACUUAGUCUUUGGGCAGGUUUAGGCUUGGUAAAUUACAGUUGAUAGCUUUAUCCAGUUUCUUCCUUAUGUGCUAAUCUCCAUGGUAUGGUUCACAGAUUCAUGCUUGUUUUCAUUCUAAUUUGGAUGGUACUCAGUUGUGAAAGGUGUGUGCAAAAGCUGGUACAUGCAGAAACAGCUAAAACAGGGCUGCGUGGUUCUCGUCUCUAGUGCUUAGAAAGCUUAGGUGAGAAAUACAUCUGUGUAUAAAGUGUUCUGCAGAGUUUGUAGGUUGCUUCAUUUAGCUCUUGAAUGGGCUCAGAGGGCUGUAAUUAAUGAAACCAGAGCUCACUCAGCUUGUCAGACUGCCUAGGGAACUGGUCUAACACAGUAGUUUCAUCAGAGUUAUCUGUGGGUUACAGGGAAUCCCUGGAUCUGGAUGUAUAGGCUCAGAAAUGAGCCGUCAGACUGCUACAGCACUACCUACAGGUACUUCAAAGUGUACGCCAUCACAGAGGGUGCCCGCACUGACUGGCACUACAGCUUCCAAUAAUGACUUGGCUAGUCUCUUUGAGUGUCCUGUGUGUUUUGACUAUGUGCUGCCACCGAUUCUUCAGUGUCAGAGUGGCCACCUUGUUUGCAGCAACUGUCGCCCCAAACUUACGUGCUGUCCAACUUGCCGAGGCCCACUGGGCUCCAUUCGUAACCUGGCUAUGGAGAAAGUUGCCAAUUCUGUACUAUUCCCAUGUAAAUAUGCCUCUUCCGGAUGCGAGAUAACUUUGCCACACACAGAAAAAGCAGACCAUGAGGAGCUAUGUGAGUUCAGGCCUUAUUCCUGUCCGUGUCCCGGUGCUUCAUGUAAAUGGCAAGGUUCUCUGGAUGCUGUAAUGCCACAUCUGAUGCAUCAACAUAAGUCAAUUACAACACUUCAGGGAGAAGAUAUAGUGUUUCUUGCUACAGACAUUAAUCUUCCUGGUGCUGUUGACUGGGUUAUGAUGCAGUCUUGUUUUGGCUUUCAUUUCAUGUUAGUAUUGGAGAAACAGGAAAAAUAUGAUGGUCACCAGCAGUUCUUUGCAAUUGUACAGCUGAUAGGAACACGCAAGCAAGCUGAAAACUUUGCUUAUCGACUCGAGUUAAACGGUCAUAGGCGGCGAUUGACUUGGGAAGCAACUCCUCGAUCUAUUCAUGAGGGAAUUGCAACAGCCAUUAUGAAUAGUGACUGCCUAGUCUUUGACACCAGCAUCGCACAGCUCUUUGCAGAAAAUGGCAAUUUAGGCAUCAACGUAACUAUAUCCAUGUGUUGAAAUGGCAAUCAAACCUCUUCAGGCCAGUGUUGAAACCCUUGCAUUUAAUUUAGCAGAAAGUAGGGUAACCAUCUUUGACUGUCAGACAAAUUAUUUGGUAGACAGAGGGUAGACAUAUGAAGGUAAAUAAAAGGAAAGGCUGUUAAAUUACAGGAAGCAGUUGCAUGUAGUAACACUAAUAUAUUUAAAAAGUCAACAGUAAACCACUGAAAAUAUAUAUACACCCAAACUGGGCAUCUUUUGUAUUAAGAAUUGAUUCUACAGGAAACGUUGUAAAAUAAUUCUAAAAACUUGUUUGUAGAUUGAUUGUACUGUUGAAAAGGAUACUGUUUCGUGUUUUUGUUUGUGUUUUUUUUUCCCCCCUUCCCCUCUUGACUGACAAGCCAUGUUGAGCGGUCUGGUCUCUGGCCACUGCUUCCCCUCCUCCCCCUCCCCAUUCCCCCUUUGUAAGUCACUACAUAGUAUUGCUGCUGUUUGUGUAUAUUUUUUGUGUAUUUGCUAAUUUUUAUUAACUUCUAGUUUUUCAUUAAAUAAAUAUGACUUUCUUUUCUGUAAUUCAGGUUUUUCUCUUUUUUGUAUCUUUUUAAAGUUCAUUACAGGUUGUCAUCUUUUGAUAUGCUAUGGUAAAUCUUCUAUUUCUGUAUGUUUGGUAAAUUGUCUCUUUCCAGUAGUCAAUUCAUUGGUGAUACUGUUCUUAAUUGAGCUAUUUUGUGAAUGUACUGAACUCAAAAGGAGCAUUUAUGUUCAAAGAUCUAUUGGGAAAGAAAGCUCUUUUCACAACAGGUCUAGAUGUUGUUGUACUUCGAGUUAUCUUUGAACAAAACCGAAAAACUACUAAGCAUUUUCUGAGAUUAAGAAAAUACUUAACGUUUCAAAUUCAGAGAUGCUUAGAAACUUGAUCGCAUCCUUGUAUUUGUUGGUUUUGCAGUACAAAGAAGCUGUUGUCUUACACACAAUUUGUAAU
Dryobates pubescens (Downy woodpecker) is the source of this 2815-nucleotide messenger RNA. RefSeq names its product siah E3 ubiquitin protein ligase 1 (gene SIAH1). Gene Ontology annotation, cellular component: cytoplasm. The transcript has 2 exons. Bases 1003 to 1851 code for a protein of 282 amino acids. NCBI's taxonomy places the organism in Eukaryota, Metazoa, Chordata, Aves, Piciformes, Picidae. The record is from RefSeq and is a predicted model, not a curated record. Gene Ontology annotation, biological process: proteasome-mediated ubiquitin-dependent protein catabolic process; multicellular organism development. Gene Ontology annotation, molecular function: zinc ion binding; ubiquitin conjugating enzyme binding; ubiquitin protein ligase activity.